This is a messenger RNA of Candidula unifasciata, 1821 nucleotides long. Lineage: Eukaryota; Metazoa; Mollusca; Gastropoda; Stylommatophora; Geomitridae. The record is from the annotation of a GenBank genome assembly.
AUGUCUGAGAAUGGUGAAGUUGGCCAUGCAGAGCCAGCCUCUGUGGCUCGGCUGCCUGCAGUGCCUGAAAACAAGACCAGAAUUCAGCGGCCCAUGAUGUGCAAAGUCUUGUUGCUCAGUGGAGAAGAUUACGAGGUGGCCAUCGAUAAACGUUCAGUGGGACAGCUGUUGUACGAGCGAGUUUGUGAUUAUUUAGAUCUCCUGGAGAGAGAUUACUUUGGGCUGCUCUACAAAUAUGAACAGGAUUCCGACAAUGUCAAGUACUGGCUGGACCUCAACAAGAAAAUCACCAAACAGAAAAAAAGAGGCAAAAUGUACUUUGAGUUUGCCCUCAAGUUUUAUCCCCCUGACCCGACGCAGCUGACAGAAAGCAUUACCAGAUACCUAGUCUGUUUACAAGUUAGACGAGACAUCAUUAGUGGCAAACUGCCCUGCUCCCAAGCUACUCACGCUAUGUUGGGCUCGUACGCUGUGCAAGCAGAUAUUGGAGAUUAUGACCCAAUAGAUCAUGGUACCGGGAUAGAUUACAUCAGGGACAUGACCUUUGCUCCAGACCAGACGGACGACCUCUUGUAUAAAAUUGCAGCUCUUCAUAAGCAACACAAAGGUCAGACGCCAGAACAAGCAGAGUUACAUUACCUGGAGUAUGCCAAGAAAAUUGCACUUUAUGGCAUUGAUCUUCACAAAGCAAAGGAUUCUGACUACGUGGACAUCUUACUGGGUGUGGGAGCUACUGGAAUCUCUGUCUACAGGGACAACCUGAGGAUCAACAGAUUUGUGUGGCCAAAAAUACUCAAAAUCUCCUACAGACGCAACAAAUUUCUUCUAAGAAUCCGACCUGCAGAGUUUGAAACGUUUGAAAGUUGGAUUGCAUUUCGGCUUCCCAACAACAAGAUGGCCAAACGCCUGUGGAAGAUUUCUGUUGAACAUCAUUCAUUUCUCAGACUGCGAUCAUCUGAUGAUGCUAAGAAGCGCACCGGCUUUCCGAGGUUUGGCUCCAAGUACCGUUACUCUGGGCGCACGUUAUACCAGACACGACUGAAUGCAUCAAUGGCUGACCGUCCCUCGAAGCACUUUGAACGAACUCACAGUCGCCAGUCGCUCAACUCAGUUUUAAACAACAACAGGGUCAGAAGUCAGGAUCAUUUGAAUCAUCACCGAGAGCCAUUCUUUGAACAUGGGAUGGAUAUUCACAACAUAUCUUUCGAUGCAGUCAGACAAGACAGAAUCAUUGCACCUCCUGUACAAAUUGAUGACAGCCGAACACCCCGACAACUGCCUGUCCGUGGCAAAGAAUCACCCAAGCUUAUAUCCCGUGAGGUGAUCAGAAAACAUAUAGAAGUAUAUGAAGAAGAUGAAGAAGACCAUGACAUAGAAAUGCCAGAUGUGCCUGAGGACUCCCCACGGGAACAAAGAAGACCAGUGUCUAACCAUCACAGUCUAGGGGGCGUAGCAACACCUCUAGCUGGCCUGUCUGCACGAAAGCCAGACUCAGACAGUGAAUCGGACAGAACUCCCAGAGGCAGUCUUCAUUCUGUUGACCUAGACGAGGAAGAGUCAAAUAUUACAGUUAAACCUGAAGUUGCAGCAAAACCUGGAAAGGCGAAACCACCACCAGUUGCAAAGAAGCCAGACAAACCACCUAAGCCAGAGAAGCCUACAAAAGCAGAGAAGCCUACAAAAGCAGAGAAGCCUACGAAAGCAGAGAAGCCUCCAAAAGCAGAAAAGCCUCCAAAAGCAGAAAAGCCUCCAAAAGCAGAGAAACCUUCAAAGAAAGAGAAAGGAAAGGAAAAAGAAGCUGUUAGGGAGGUUUUUAUGUAA